Molecule: messenger RNA, 578 nt
Organism: Plectropomus leopardus (leopard coralgrouper)
Lineage: Eukaryota; Metazoa; Chordata; Actinopteri; Perciformes; Serranidae
Source: RefSeq, a predicted model, not a curated record
UUCAAAUUAACUUGGAGUUUGUCAACACAGACUACAAAACAACUGUUUGAUAUUUGAUAUCACAACAUUAAUGAUGAUGCUUUUUCCUUCAGGCCAGUGAGAUGCCGAAACUGACUGAGCAACUAGCAGCUCCUCUGAGACAAAUGCAGGAGUGUGCGAAGCGCAUAGCAAAAGUUUCUGCAGACGCCAAACUGGAAGUGGACGAGGAGACGUAUCUAAGCCAGUUCAAGCCUCACCUCAUGGAUGUGAUAUACGCCUGGGCCAACGGCGCUACGUUUGCCCAAAUCUGCAAGAUGACGGACGUCUUUGAAGGCAGCAUCAUCCGCUGCAUGCGUCGUCUGGAGGAGGUCCUGAGACAAAUGUGCUCUGCAGCCAAGGCCAUCGGCAACACUGAAUUGGAGAACAAGUUUGCUGAAGGUAAAAAAAAAAAAAAAAAGACAAAGUUUUAAUUUUCAAUUUUCAAAAAAAUCAUGAAAACUUCAUAGUAUAUUAUGUCAUUAAAACCUCACGUUGAACUCUUGUGUGCUUGGAAUGCUGGACCAAGAUAUCUUUUUUCUUGCCCCCAAUUCUCAUAAAGU